UCAAGUAAGAGCACCUUGCUGUUUUCGUAAUGCCAGAAGCUCGGCAUAUUUACCCAAAGUCUGACACUGUAUGAUUACACUCAAUCGCCCUGGAAAAUGGCAUACAGAUAUGUUUCAAUUGCCAGGAAGGGGCAAAGAAUUCUUCAAAGACUUGUGACCUCUAAUUGUUCAUUUCAAGAAAUGCAAAGGAAUCUUCAUUUAUUCACACGGUUAGCUAGUCAUCAACAUAUAGGUCCCUUACUGCGUGAAUGGUCUGUAUUUCGUCAGAAUGUGCCAAAAGGAUUUGAGAAAUACUUUCCAGGAGGCAAGAAAGCAGCAGGGAAAGAACAGCCGACCAAACCUAAAGAGCCAGUCAAACCUUCAGAACCCCCUCCUCCCAAAUCUGGGUUUUCACAGCGACCGUCACAAGGAUCAGAAAAAAGAGUAGAGUUUUCUUUUCAAAUUGGAAAGGGGAGGAGCCCGUUUGGUGACCCCAAUGACCCCAACACCAGACUGCUGAUUGGCCUCAUCACUGGUGUCAGUAUUGUAGGACUGAUUGGACUGUACCAGACGCAGUAUAAGGAGAUCACGUGGAAGGAGUUUGUCUCCAACUACCUCUCAAGGGGAAGUGUUGAAAAGUUAGAAGUAGUCAAUAAGAAGUGGGUGAGGAUCAAGCUGAUUCCGGGCACACAAGUAGAUGGAUCGAGUAUGAUAUGGUUCAACAUAGGCAGUGUUGAAGCCUUUGAAAGGAACCUGGAGAAUGCACAGCUAGAAAUGAAUAUUGAACCAUCCAACUUUGUCAAUGUUGUUUAUAAAACAGAAACAGAAAUAGCAUCCGUUGCAUAUUCUGCACUGAACAUCAUUCUCCCCAUCGCCAUUUUAAUAUGGCUCAUAAGACGUUCAUCAAACAUGUUUCAGGGUGGUCAGGGUGGGACUCGAAGAGGAGGAGGGGGGAUAUUUGGCUUUGGUCAGACAACAGCUAAAAUCAUGAAAGAAGACAUUGGUGUCAAAUUCAAGGAUGUAGCUGGUUGUGAAGAGGCCAAGGUGGAGAUAAUGGAGUUUGUCAAUUUCCUCAAGAAUCCUCAGCAGUACAUUGACCUUGGAGCCAAGAUCCCUAAGGGAGCCAUACUGAGGCCCCCAGGUACAGGCAAGACCCUCCUAGCCAAGGCUACAGCAGGGGAGGCCAAUGUGCCUUUCAUCACCGUGUCAGGAUCAGAGUUCCUCGAGAUGUUCGUUGGCGUUGGUCCCUCCAGGGUGCGAGACAUGUUUUCCAUGGCCAGGAAGAAUGCUCCAUGUAUUCUGUUUAUUGUGAGAUUGGCUGUGGGCCGAGGCGAGGGGUCGCAGCAGUAUGGUGGGCACAGUGAGCAGGAAAAUACACUCAACCAACUCCUGGUGGAGAUGGAUGGUUUCAACACACAAAGUGGUGUCGUUGUGUUAGCGGCGACAAACAGAGUAGAUAUUCUAGAUGGUGCACUCUUACGGCCUGGCAGAUUUGAUAGGCAGAUCUUUGUACCGGCUCCAGACAUCAAAGGGAGAGCAUCAAUUUUUAAAGUGCAUUUAAAACCCCUGAAGACACUGGUAGACAAGGAAGAACUUGCCCGGAAAAUGGCAGCAUUGACACCAGGGUUUUCAGGUGCUGACAUAGCAAAUGUUUGUAACGAGGCAGCCUUGAUAGCAGCAAGAGAUCUGAACACUGAAAUCAACAUAAUGCAUUUCGAGCAGGCCAUUGAGAGAGUUGUGGCAGGUUUGGAGAAGAAGACCCAGGUUCUACAGCCGGAAGAGAAGAAGACUGUGGCGUACCACGAGGCAGGUCAUGCAGUAGCUGGGUGGUACCUGGAGCAUGCUGACCCCCUCCUUAAAGUGUCCAUCAUCCCCCGCGGCAAGGGACUCGGCUAUGCACAGUAUCUUCCCAAGGAACAAUACUUGUACACUAAAGAACAGCUGCUGGACAGAAUGUGCAUGACCCUUGGUGGCCGAGUUUCGGAACAUAUCUUCUUCAACAGGAUCACAACAGGUGCCCAGGAUGACUUGAGGAAGGUCACACAGAAUGCAUAUGCACAGGUGGUCCAGUUCGGUAUGAACGAGAAGGUCGGUCAGUUGUCCUUCCAGAUGCCCAACCAGGGAGAGAUGGUGUUUGACAAGCCUUACAGUGAACAGACAGCUCAGAUCAUUGAUGAAGAAGUCCGAAACAUCGUACAGGAUGCUUACAAGCGGACGCUAGAAUUGCUGACAAAGCACAAAGCAGAAGUAGAGAAGGUUGCUCUUCGGCUUCUUGCCAAAGAAAAAUUGGACAAAGAUGAUAUGGUGGAACUGCUUGGAGCUCGUCCAUUUGCUGAGAAGUCAACAUAUGAAGAGUUUGUGGAGGGAACAGGGUCAUUUGAAGAGGACACAGCGUUGCCCAAAGGUCUAGAGAGCUGGAACAAAGAACGUGACAAUAAAGACUCUGAGACCCCCGAUAAACCAGAGAAGGCCGCCAGCUAGCCAGGUGGAUCUCCUGGAGUUGUCUACCUUGGUUAGAGACAUCCUGUCACAGCUGAACCCACUGACGGGUCCCUGUCUUGUAUAAAUUGAAACGUGACCGUGAUCCCGUACAAGACUUACCAUAUGAAGUGUUGAAGACUUCUGAAAUCAUUCUGCAAGUUUGUGCCGCAUAAGCUGGCUUUGAUUUUCAAAGCCUGUGUCUUAGUUGUCAUGUAUAUUUGUUACCAUGGUUACAGACAAGUCAUCAGAUGGUAGUCACUUUUCAGGAAUUGUAGAUUUAAUGAUUUUAUUUUUUCCACUGUCUUUGCAGUCAACUGAGGUGGUAGUCCAUUUGGGCAUAAACUAAAAUGGCAUCUACCUUCUCACAGAAACUCAUACAGCACAUAUUAAAAAAUAUUUGAUAAAAAUAUAUCGGAUUUGAAAAAAUAAUCUUUGAUGUCACUGUUCAGACAAUCUUAACCAUAAGAAAUCAGAAUAUAUGUACUGUGAACAACAAUAAAGAACAAAACAUGGAUUUACUUCUACAAUAACAAGAAAAACAUCAUUUUACCUCAGAUUUUACUCAUAAGUAGCAGGGUGCCAUUAUACAAAACAACCUUAGAGCUAAGGUAAUCAAAAGUCACAUACCUCUACAGAGACUUACGAUAGACUUAGCACAAUCGUAAGUCUAAGGUUGUUUUGUGCCGAUUAGACUUGGCACAACCUUAAGUCUAAGGUUGUUUUGUACAUCGGACCAGGAAAAUGUUUAUGGCUGGAGAAAGUGUGUUAUGGAAAGACACUUAUUAUUUGGCUGCUUUCUUUCUGAAAUGUGUUUUUUCAUAUGUCUUGAAGCAGUGACCAAAGGAAUAUUCUGUCUCUGUCAGAAAUAAGAGUUCCCCAAGAAUACUAAGUGAAUGGGCGGGACUACCACAGCUGUUGUCUAAAACAACAGAUUUCACAUCAGGUUUUGAAAACAUUCACGAUAUAAGAUAAGAUCAGAUCAGAUAUGUGAUUUAAAUAAAAUUUGAGACGAUUACAUGACAACGACACUGUGCGACUACAGGGCAAUAUUUACCACCUGAUUAUGCAGCUGAAGUGCUGGUGGAUGAGUCUGAGUGCCUCUGCCUGAUGGAGAAAGUUGUGUAAAUGUGUGACGUAUGGCUGUUGUUAGAACUACCCUGUGCUACUGGGUGGGUGCUCCACCCUCCUAUCAUGUUGAAGUGAUUAAUGUGAUGUAUUUAAUAAAAACAAAAGAUAUACAUUGUU
Haliotis rubra (blacklip abalone) is the source of this 3705-nucleotide messenger RNA. Its product is annotated as AFG3-like protein 2. Gene Ontology annotation, molecular function: zinc ion binding; ATP binding; ATP-dependent peptidase activity. Gene Ontology annotation, cellular component: m-AAA complex; membrane. Gene Ontology annotation, biological process: mitochondrial protein processing; protein-containing complex assembly. The record is from RefSeq and is a predicted model, not a curated record. NCBI's taxonomy places the organism in Eukaryota, Metazoa, Mollusca, Gastropoda, Lepetellida, Haliotidae.